AUGAAGCUUUCUCCAGUCCUGAUCAGCCUGCUCCUCAGCGCUGUUAGCGCCUCUCCCGCCCGCACUGCCCUCCUCACCCGAACCGUUGGAUCCAAAUGCACGGCUCCCGAGGGCGAAGGAUCAUGCCAGCAGACAAGUGCCUGCAAAGGCAUCUCAUACUCUCAGGCUCUCUGCCCAAACGAUCCAGCCGACGUCCAAUGCUGCGUUGAACAUGAGUGCAGCACCGGUGCCGGCCAUGGGUUCUGCCGCAGCCUCUCAAACGGUUGUCCAGGCGGUCGUUUCGACAAGGGAUCCGGCCCAAAGUGGCCAUGCCCAGGCGGCGAUAACAUACAAUGCUGCAUCAAGAGAGAAGACGAUAACGACCCCCCACCCCCAGGGGACGGCAGUAUCGGCCAGAAGAUCCUCGAUAAGGCUCUGACUGCAGCGGGCGUACCGUAUGCUUGGGGAGGAGGCAGCUGCGAAGGCCCAACCCACGACAUGCCUCCCUGGCAGAACGGUGAGAUCGGGUACGACUGUUCCGGCCUCAUAGGCUGGGCUGUCUGCCAGGUCACCGGGCGAGAUUUGUUCAGCGAAGGCCUGCGAGUUACUAGAUCCAUGUACUGUGCUUCAGAGGAGAAGCUGCGCUAUAAGAAAUACCCCUUUGCUGAACGUAAGCCGGGAGAUGCCGUGUUCUUCGGCGGAAGCUGUGAUUGUGGAAACCCAGAUACCAUUCACCAUGUUGGCCUGAUGAUGUAUGUUCAUCCUAUAAGUCUUCAUCUUCGUCGUCUAUUCUCUUUUCAUUAUUUGCUGACUUCCUCUAGGGACUCUGGGGAUCGUAUGUGGAAUGCACCCAACGACGAUGUCAACCAGGUGCAGGAGAACAGCAUCUCAGGGUUCGGCGAGAAGCCUUGUCCAGACGUCGUUCGCUUUGAGUAA
Messenger RNA from Trichophyton benhamiae CBS 112371, 915 nucleotides. RefSeq names its product NlpC/P60-like cell-wall peptidase, putative. The transcript is spliced from 3 exons. Lineage: Eukaryota; Fungi; Ascomycota; Eurotiomycetes; Onygenales; Arthrodermataceae. The record is from RefSeq and is a predicted model, not a curated record. Bases 1 to 915 code for a protein of 304 amino acids.